GUGGGGAUCGCCGCGGGAGCCGGGAACCUCCUGUAUCAUGCGAGGAUGUGCCCGCGGCCUCGCUGACCUGCCCGGCCCCGGCCCCGCUGCCCGUCCCGCCCGGCACCAUGGGAGGAUGCUUCUCCAAGCCCAAACCAGUUGAAGUGAAAAUUGAAGUUGUGAUACCUGAGAAGGAGAGAAGCAAGGAGGAGAUGUCACCCAAUGGGAAAGCCAGCCCUCUGAUCUACAAAGUCAACGGGACUGCCCGGCACUACCACCUUGAGGAGCAUUCAAUUGCCAGCAACCCCUACCACAACCCCAAGGAUGUGGUAGAAGCAUCUGUGUGCCACGUAAAGGACCUGGAGAAUGGACAGAUGCGGGAAGUGGACCUGGGCUGUGGGAAGGCUCUGCUCAUCAAGGAGAGUGGGGAGUUCCACGCCGUGGGACACAAAUGUCCCCACUAUGGGGCUCCGCUGGUCAAAGGGGUUUUGUCCAAAGGAAGAGUCCGCUGUCCCUGGCAUGGAGCUUGCUUCAACAUCGGCACCGGUGACAUUGAGGACUUCCCUGGCUUGGAUAGUUUACCCAGGUUCCAGGUGAAGAUUGAGAAGGAGAAGGUAUACAUCCGAGCAAGCAAGCAGGCGCUUCAGACACAGAGGAGGACAAAGAUGAUGGCAAAGUGCAUCUCCUUGAGCAACUACAACCUGAGCAGCACCAAUGUGCUGAUCAUUGGUGCAGGGGCAGCUGGGCUGGUCUGUGCAGAGACCUUGCGCCAGGAGGGUUUCUCUGACCGGAUUGUGAUGUGCACCAUGGACAGACACUUGCCCUAUGACAGACCAAAGCUCAGUAAGUCAAUGGAUUCCCACCCUGAGCAGAUUGCCCUGCGCCCCAAGGAGUUCUUCUGCACCUAUGACAUUGAAGUCCUGACUGAAAUGCAGGUGGCGGCUGUGGAUGUCAAGAGCAAGAUAGCUGUGUUCAAGGAUGGGUUUAAGAUGGAGUACAACAAGCUGCUGAUAGCAACGGGAAACACGCCCAAAACUCUCAGCUGCAAAGGUAAGGAGAUGGAAAAUGUCUUCAACAUCCGGACGCCUGAAGAUGCCAAUCGUGUGGUGAAGCUGGCCACGAGCAAGAACGUUGUGAUCGUGGGAGCAUCCUUCCUGGGGAUGGAGGUGGCCGCCUACCUUGCAGAGAGGGCCCACUCAGUGUCCCUGGUGGAGCUGGAGCAUGUCCCCUUCAAGAAGUUCUUUGGGGAGAGGGUUGGCCGUGCUGUCAUGAAGGUGACCUUGCUUUCCCAUCUGGCGGGGAUGUUUGAGAACAACAGGGUGAAGUUCUACAUGCAGACAGAAGUGUCAGAGCUGAGGGAGCAGGAGGGGAAGCUGAAGGAGGUUGUGCUGAAGAGUGGCAAGGUGCUGCGUGCUGACGUCUGUGUCGUGGGUGUUGGUGCAGUCCCAGCGACAGGCUUCCUCAAGCAGAGUGGCAUCAACAUCGACUCGAAGGGCUUCAUCGUGGUCAACAAGAUGAUGCAGACCAACAUCCCAGGGGUCUUUGCUGCUGGAGAUGCUGUCACAUUUCCAUUGGCCUUGAGGAAUAACAAGAAGGUGAAUGUCCCUCACUGGCAGAUGGCCCACAUGCAUGGCCGCAUCGCCGCGCUGAACAUGCUGGCCCAUGGCACGGAGAUCAGCACUGUCCCGUACCUGUGGACAGCCAUGUUCGGCAAGAGCAUCCGAUACGCGGGUCAUGGGGAAGGAUUCGAUGAUGUUGUCAUUCAGGGAGAUCUGGAUGAACUGAAGUUUGUGGCAUUUUAUACCAAGAGUGACGAGGUGGUGGCUGUGGCCAGCAUGAACUACGACCCAAUCGUGUCCAAGGUGGCCGAGGUCCUGGCUGCGGGCAGGACCAUCCGGAAGCGUGAUGUGGAGCUGUUUGUUCGUCACGGCAAAACUGGAGACAUGUCGUGGCUAACAGGGAAGGGCACCUAAAGCCAUGGAUGGCUGAACUCUCCUGAUGCUGCACUCGCCGUGGAGAGAUGGGACAGCAGCUCCAUGGCCUGGUGGGAACCCCAUGGCUCAGCCAUUUCCCUUUGAGACCUUGAUGAACCUGCCUUCAGAUCUUCCAGGAGGAUCUCACACAGCUCCUCUGCCCCUGUGCCUGCUGGGCUGGGGAUGGGGCUCUGCUGUUGCAAUUGCUGUGGAAUGCUGGAAAAGCAGCCCACAGAGAGCGUGAGGCUUGGCACUCGCAGUGGGCAUGGGCGCCAUACGGCUCUGGAUGCUGCCAUAGGGCUGAGGGUCCCCAGGCGGGUGUGCCCCAUGCAUGUCCCUCACUCCCAUAAGCAGCAUGAGUGCCUUUGGCUGCUCCUGUGCUUUCAUGCAUGAUGCUCCUUUCCAAAUUCUCUUUGCUCCCAGCAGAGCUCCAGCGCGCAUCCCUGCGGAGCAUGACAUCCGCUCCUUGCCUGCAUGGCUGCUGCUUUUGCCACAGCUCUCCCUGUGCCCACCCACCCCGGGGGCGUCUGGGUGGGCCAGGAGAUUACACUGGGUGAUCUCUGUGCAGCUGGUGCUUGUGUUGUCCAGGCUGGUCCUGUGCAGCCCCACCACUAGAGGUGGGUGUCUGUCCAUGCUAAGGGCUCUGGAGCUCAUCAGUCCCCAUCCCAGAAUCUCCUGUCCUGGAGCAGCCAAGGGGUUGGGAUUCGUUCCCUGUCUCCUGGGGCUUGGUUCGGGCUGGGGCACUGGCAGCUCUUGGGCCCAUUACCGGAGUGCAUUGCAGGGGUACCUGAGAGCUGUGAUGGCUCAGCUGCAGCCCUGGGCUGGGUGGCCACCCUUCCAGCCAGCCUUGAGAUAUCUCUCCUUAAUGCUAUCAUGGGAUCAGUGCUGUUGCUGAGGUGUUAUUUGAGGAAAAGUAGCUGGGGGAGCAUUUCUGGCUGUCCAUUCUCUGGCACUUGUCCAGUGUAGUGACAAUCCUGCAUAGCCCACCAUGCUCGUACUCUGCUGUCCUGUUUCUGGCCCCAUGCUGAAGAAGAGCCAUGUCUCCAGCUCAGGAGUGGACCUGGCCAGUCCAGAGUCCAUCAGCCCAGCAGAGUGGGGUUUGAGAGUCCCCCUAGGAGAGACUCCAGUGCUUUGUUCUGGGGGCAGCUCCUUCCCCAGCAGUGUUUUACCCUGCGUCCCAAACAAGAGGAUUUAUAUUUUUAAUUUGAUUCACCCCCUGUGAAUUAAAGCAAUACUAUUCUUGGGGU
Messenger RNA from Zonotrichia albicollis (white-throated sparrow), 3199 nucleotides. NCBI's taxonomy places the organism in Eukaryota, Metazoa, Chordata, Aves, Passeriformes, Passerellidae. The record is from RefSeq and is a predicted model, not a curated record.